AUGGAUUAUCUGAUUAGUCGGAUGUUGCAUACACUGGGGCUGUCAUCUUCUGCGUUCGCUUUAUCAUUACUUUUGUUAUCAUCAUCAUCAUCAUCAUCAUCGCCAUCAUCGCCAUCACCACCACCAUUAUUCACGACUCACAACAAUAGCGGAAACAGCGCGAAAACAACAACAACAACGGGGACAUGUCGUGGAACAAGGCGGGGGAUGCGGAGCCGAGACGAGGUGAAAGGCGGAGUCGCCGACGUCGGGGCUGCUAUGGUUGCUGCCGCUGCCCGAUAUGUGGUCGUGGUGGCUGGUGCCCUCCAGAAGCAGAUGCGGUGCUGCUGCUUUAUGACAGCCGUGGUCGACAAUCAACUGCACAAAUUUGGUACGCCACUUAUUACGGUAACUUGCCACCAUGGCCACUGCUUUGAGGGGGGCAACCAAGGGAGGAAUUGA
Gongylonema pulchrum is the source of this 441-nucleotide messenger RNA. NCBI's taxonomy places the organism in Eukaryota, Metazoa, Nematoda, Chromadorea, Rhabditida, Gongylonematidae. The record is from the annotation of a GenBank genome assembly.